Anthonomus grandis grandis is the source of this 1688-nucleotide messenger RNA. RefSeq names its product uridine 5'-monophosphate synthase. The coding region runs from base 165 to 1580 and encodes 471 amino acids. The record is from RefSeq and is a predicted model, not a curated record. The transcript is spliced from 6 exons. Gene Ontology annotation, biological process: 'de novo' pyrimidine nucleobase biosynthetic process; 'de novo' UMP biosynthetic process. Gene Ontology annotation, molecular function: orotidine-5'-phosphate decarboxylase activity; orotate phosphoribosyltransferase activity. Lineage: Eukaryota; Metazoa; Arthropoda; Insecta; Coleoptera; Curculionidae.
AUUACAGCAAAAACCUUUUUAUUAGUAAAAUAAUUCAGUGUAAUUCUAAUGUUUUCAUAACAAAAAACAGGCUGGACACUUUGAAAAACAACAUUUUGAAAAAAUAAGGUUAGAAAUGCUGUCCGUUUUGACACUUUGAGGUUAGAGUAAAGAUCAUCAGCAAAAUGUCUCUAAAAGACUUCUCCAUUCAGUUAUACAAAAUAGGGGCCAUAAAAUUUGGACAGUUUAAAACCAAAGUGGGCAUCAUGACCCCCGUAUAUUGUGAUCUAAGGGUUAUCGUGAGUUACCCUGAAGUUAUGAAACGUUUAGCUGAUUUACUCGCAGCUCAAAUAAAGACUCUUAAUAACAUUGAUGUACUUUGUGGGGUUCCAUACACGGCCCUACCAAUUGCCACAGCUGUCUCACUUGAAACUGGUUUACCAAUGGUAAUGAGAAGGAAAGAAGCCAAGGACUAUGGUACAAAGAAACUUAUUGAGGGAGUGUUUAAGGACGGAGAUAAGUGUCUUAUUGUCGAGGACGUAGUUACUUCUGGAAGUAGCAUUUUGGAAACAGUACGGGAUUUACAAAAUGAAGGUCUUAAGUGUAAAGAAGCCAUAGUUUUGCUAAAUAGAGAACAGGGGGGUUUUAAAAUUCUCGAAAGUAAGGGAAUAAAAAUGCACUCCCUUUUAAAAUUAACUGAACUAAUAGACUACUUGAUUGAAGCAAACUUAAUUAGCAAAGAUGAAAGGGAAAAACUUGAUAAAUAUUUAGCAGAAAAUCAGUUAAAUGAAUCCAUAUUGAAUAAAGCUCCCGCUGUUGACCGUUUAAAAUUAUCGUUCGAAUCCCGAUCAAAACAAGCCAAAAACCCCAUUGCCUCGAAACUGUUCCAAAUAAUGGCCACCAAAAAGACAAAUUUAUGCCUUGCCGUCGACGUAACGGACUCUGCGAUACUUCUAAACCUCGCCGAACAAGUGGGACCGUAUAUUUGCGCCUUAAAAACCCACAUAGAUAUUCUGGAAGAUUUCCACGAAAACCUGAUUGCCCCGUUAAAAGAAAUCGCCGAGAGGCACGAUUUUGUACUAUUCGAGGAUCGAAAGUUCGCGGAUAUCGGGAACACCGUGCAGCAACAAUAUAGCAAGGGAAUUUAUAAAAUCGGCACCUGGGCCAGCUUGGUUACGGCUCAUUCUUUAAUGGGCAAAGGAGUUUUGGAUGCACUUAAAGGUGCUCCUGGUCUUCCUGAACGUGGAAUAUUCCUGCUAGCGGAAACCAGCGCCUCCAACAGUCUCAUAACGGAGCAAUACACCAAAGCGACCCUAAAACUAGCCUCCGAAUAUCCAGAUUUAAUUGCGGGAAUAGUGUGUCAAAAUCCGCUAUUUCUAGAUCAGCCCGGACUAAUUCAGCUCACUCCUGGCGUGAAAAUCGAGGAAAAGAAAGACAGUUUGGGGCAACAGUAUAAUUCCCCAGAAGCGGUCGUCGUAGGGCAGGGAGCUGAUGUUGCUGUUGUGGGCAGGGGAAUUAUUGAGGCUAAAGAUCCCGUUGUUGCAGCUAAAAUGUAUCGGGACUUGCUUUGGCAAGCGGUGUCUAAAAGAGUAGAGGCUUGAAAGUAUUGUUGCCUCGAAUUUUUGCAUUUUAUAAUAGAGCAUUUAUAUUAUAGUAAAUGGACAUAUUUUCGAAUACAAUAAGCAGGUCUAAUAUAUUUUUUAAGAAUU